AUGUCCAUUUUCUUUUUCUUCAUCCCAAAAUUAGGCUCUGUUCAUCUUUAUCUAUUUUUGUUCGUAUCUAUCUAUCUAAUUUUUGUUCAUAUCUAUCUAUCUAUUUUUGUACGUAUCUAUCUAUCUAUCUAUUUAUGUUUGUAUCUAUCUAUCUAUCUAUCUAUCUAUGUUUGUAUCUAUCUAUCUAUCUAUCUAUUUAUGUUUGUAUCUAUCUAUCUAUCUAUCUAUGUUUGUAUCUAUCUAUCUAUCUAUUUUUGUUCAUACCUAUCUAUCUAUCUUUGUAUCUAUCUGUGUUCGUAUCUAUCUAUCUAUGGACAUAUCUAUCUACUUAUUUUCAUAACUGUCUACCUAUCUACUUAUGUUCAUAUCUAUCUAUCUGUCUGUCUAUCUCUGUUCAUAUCUCAUUCAUAUCUAUCUCUGACAGAUUUUGCUGAUGAAACUGUUAUUAAAACAUAG
Molecule: messenger RNA, 456 nt
Organism: Acanthosepion pharaonis
Lineage: Eukaryota; Metazoa; Mollusca; Cephalopoda; Sepiida; Sepiidae
Source: the annotation of a GenBank genome assembly